Molecule: messenger RNA, 1356 nt
Organism: Bacillus rossius redtenbacheri
Lineage: Eukaryota; Metazoa; Arthropoda; Insecta; Phasmatodea; Bacillidae
Product: spidroin-2-like
Exons: 2
Coding region: 61-342 (93 amino acids)
Source: RefSeq, a predicted model, not a curated record
UCCGCCCGGCAAAGACCGCUCUCUCGUCGCCAAAGCCACGACAGACUAAAUUCUUGCAGAAUGUCCAUCAAGGUUAUCCUUGUCUUCCUGGCGAUGGCGGCAGUCUGUUCGGCCACGUACCUGCGGCCUCGUCCGUGGCAGCUGGUGCAGCCGUCCUCUGCCUCCGCCGCCGCCGCAGCUGCAGCUGCUGCCGGCGGGGGGUACGGCGGCGGCGCAUCUGCCGCAGCCGCGGCUGCAGCUGCUGCCGGCGGUGGCGGGUACGGUGGCGGCGCAUCUGCCGCAGCUGCGGCUGCAGCUGCUGCCAGCGGUGGCGGGUACCGGCACCCUUACUACUUCCGCUAGCCUCCUCGGACCCUCCUACCCCAACCCUCCCCACCGCCUUCCCCUUAAAUCUCCUCAUCACCCUCUUCAUACCCUUCGUCGAUUUUAAGAGCCCUGGGUCGCAAUGCGCAGAAGAAAAGUUUAUAAAAAAACAAGAAAUAAGUGACAAUAAAUGUUUUUUCUUAUAAGUACUAUUUUUUAUGGAGCUUUGUUCACUAAUAAUGAUUUAAAACUAAUCAACGUGAUUACGAAUUUUUUUUUUAAAUUGUACAGCUAAUAAAUUAUUUCAAAUUAACUCUUGAUGAAUUAAGUACUUUAUAAAAAUCUUAACUUUUUUAUUGUUUACAAUUCACUUCUAUUACGGAGAGAAAUUAAUACGUAUUUUCUACCGCACGCUUAAAGCCAAAAAAAAAAAAAUUUAAUCUUGAAUCUACUAACGAUUUCAAGCUUUUGGUGGAACCCAUAGGACCACUGUGCCACAUUGUUCCUAACCAAGCAGGAGUUCACGAACUGCAGUCAUCUCCGGUUUCCAACAGCUCAAGAAAAUCACCUCAGUGCCUUAACCACACGGCGUAAGAUCGAAAAAAUUACUUUUAAAAAUCUACAAAAAUAAAAUUAAUAUCACAUUAGUGGAAAACGAAAUAUUUGCUGUAAAUUCAAAAUUAUUAAUGUCUUAUGACACAAAUAUUUUUUGGUAGUGACCUUACAAAGAGUAGUAAAUAAUUUCUUUAAAAUUAUUACAAUAUGUACUCACACCUUGCUGUCUAUGUUAACAUUGGUUAAUUAUAUGAAAACAUUUUGUGAGAGCAUAUAAGGCAUUAAUGUUGUACCUAAUACAGCCAUAGUCUGUUAUUUGUAAUAGCUCUCCAUAGUUAAGCCAAUUAUUGCUUGUAUUAAAUGGAGCAUCUGGAAGUAAUUAUAUGAAGUGCUUUAUUCUGUGUCCGUGCAUGUUUUCUUUGAUUUAACUUACACGAAUACCUGCAAUGUUUCUGCCAUCAAAAUAUAAUAAAAUUGUCUCAUAAAUCACAAGAUAAA